Molecule: messenger RNA, 1830 nt
Organism: Glossina fuscipes
Lineage: Eukaryota; Metazoa; Arthropoda; Insecta; Diptera; Glossinidae
Gene: slbo
Product: CCAAT/enhancer-binding protein
Exons: 1
Coding region: 355-1761 (468 amino acids)
Biological process (GO): regulation of transcription by RNA polymerase II; DNA-templated transcription
Molecular function (GO): RNA polymerase II cis-regulatory region sequence-specific DNA binding; DNA-binding transcription factor activity, RNA polymerase II-specific
Source: RefSeq, a predicted model, not a curated record
AUAAAUAAAUAAAAAGACGUUUAACGGCAUUCAAAAACAUUAACAUUAAAAAUUGUUUCUAAAAUUGAUUUAAUGAAGCUAUCUUCGAAGAGUUCCAGGACUCUUUCGUUUUUGUUGAUCUUAUGAUUCAUUCCUUAAGCUUAACUUUCUUACACGACAAAGAGGAAAAAAAAACAUGAUUGAAAGCAAAAAAAUACCAAUUGAAACGUUUUAAAAGCAAACUAAGAACCUUUCAAAGAAAGCAACAAAAAAAAAAUAAAAAUAAAAAUUAAAAAAAAAAAGGAAUUGUUUUCUUUCCUCAUACUUUAGUAAAUAUUCUCCGUCAAAAUUUUACCUUCAUUUUCACAAUUAAAAAUGCUCAACAUGGAAUCGCCACAAAUGUACGAUAACGUACAAACUUUGACACAAUUGGAUUUGAAAAAACAACCGCCUCCUCAGCAGGCAAUUAUUGGACAAAUCACUUUGACGGCUAUGUCGGGAAUGCCCAAUAACAAUGCGAAUCCAAAUGUCAAUAAUAGUAAUAACAAUGCCACACAAAACGGUACAGUACCAAAUCCUGCUGACACUGCUAACUCGAUAGUAUCAAAUGUUCAACAGCAACAGCAACAACAGCAGCAGCAACAGCAACAACAACAACAACAACAGCAACAACAACAGCAACAACAACAACAACAACAGAAUGGUGGUGGCGGUCUCGUGGUGAAGCAACAUGCUAUGCAUCAGAUGCAUAAUGCUGCAGCUGCUUUAAAUAAUAACAACAAUGCAUCGGCUUUGAAUGCCAACGUAAACAAUGUGAACAAUUUGUUGCAAAAGCAAAUGUUGCAGCAAUAUAGCCAAUCGGAAUUGGAUGAGUUGACGGCUCAAGAGAUCUCAUUGGAUUUGCAGCAUUUGAUAGAUGAUCAAUUUCGCGAUCAAGAAACCCUAGGUAUUUUCAGUGAUAUGGUAACGAGUCCUGGUGUACUGACAGCUACUCUACCCUCCAAUGGUAUGGUUAGUGCGGCCGCUAAAGUUUUGCAACAUCAUCAAUUGCAACAGCAGACCUUACGAACUCAACAACAUCAAUACGGACGUAAUCCAUUGGCUUACAUGCCGCAGGCAGUUCAUGCCGGCGCCUCUUACAGUACUCAUUCUAGUGAUGAAAACUCUUCAAUAGGCUCAGAUACUUCGACUAUUAAGGAGGAACCCAUAGAUCCGGAUUAUCGAAGACACCUGCACGAAACAAAUGUAGCCGCUAAUAAUGCUGCGGCUGCCUUUAUUACGAACGGAGGCACAAAUGGUCUUUAUAAUCCCUAUCAGAAUGCCAAUGGUACGGUCAAUACAAACGGUAACGUUUCACAGAAUCCAAAUAAUUUUAAUGGUCUUACCUCGGCCAAUGUUUUGGCUCAUCAUUCUGCUGUUAAUUUGCCUCAUUUGGCAGCCGGUGCUCAUCUUCUGAAACACCAUAAUAAGCAGCUGCAAAAUCAACGCAAAUCUUCGAUAAAACAUAUAGACAAAGGUACCGAAGAAUAUAGAAGACGUCGAGAACGCAAUAAUAUUGCGGUACGUAAGUCAAGAGAAAAAGCCAAAGUUCGCUCCCGAGAAGUGGAGGAACGCGUGAAAACCCUGCUUAAAGAAAAGGAAGCUUUAUUAAGGCAACUUCAAGAGAUGACCAAUGAAUUACAACUACAUAAACAAAUUUAUAUGCAAUUAAUGAAUCAUAGUAAUCCUGAAGUGAGUCGCGUUUGUCGAAGUUUUCUCAAUACUAACGACCAUGGUUUGUAAAGUGGAUAGGGCGACGUCGUAGCAGAGGAGAAAACCAAAGCAGACACACAGACUGAGUGCUGAAAUAUA